Messenger RNA from Naegleria lovaniensis, 657 nucleotides. RefSeq lists its product as uncharacterized. Lineage: Eukaryota; Heterolobosea; Eutetramitea; Acrasida; Naegleriidae. The transcript is spliced from 2 exons. The coding region runs from base 1 to 657 and encodes 218 amino acids. The record is from RefSeq and is a predicted model, not a curated record. Gene Ontology annotation, molecular function: lipid binding.
AUGUCCAAAGUUCCUACAGAGACUGUCGAGCUCGGUAUUCGUGAGUUGAGUACGUACGAUGGUUGGACCAAAGACAGUGAAGACAAUGGUGUCACACUGUACACCAAGAGCUUGUUUUCGGAUCGUUCCACUCCGAGCAUUAAAUUUACCGGAGUCGUGGAUGAGCCAAUAGAGGACGUUUUUGAAGUUGCCCGAAACAUUGAUUACAGAAUUCAUAUGAAUGAAACCACAGUUGAAGCAAAGUGGCUAGAACAACCUCAACAAACUCAAGACGGAAAGAGCUAUGAUGUAUUCUAUACUCGCCUUAAAGGACCAUCUUCUCUCGUGUCCCAUCGUGAUUUCAUCAUUGCUCGUAUAUGGUGGUACAGUGAAGCUGAAAAGGCUUGGUGGAUGGUCAUGAGAAGUGUCAAGUUGGAUGGUCCUCAAGGAAAAGAGGUGAGUGGUGUCGUUAGAGGAGAAUUCUUGAUUCAAGCCUUUAAAUUCGAAUCGGUCAAUGAUGGAAAAUCAACCAAAUUCACCAUUGUGGCACAAGUGGAGUAUGGUGGAUGGUUACCCUCCAGUGUCAUUUCAUUCUUCCAAAAGAAAAUACCAAUGGACAUGAAAACCAAGUUAACAGCAGGUGUGAUGGCAUUGAGAAAAGAUCGUAACAAGCAAUAA